AUGAGCUCUCUCGCCGUUUGUCGACCGUCGGCCGCGACGCUGCGCGCCUCGCCACGUCAUGCUAGUUCCCCUCGUGCAUUUUCUUGGCAAGAACUAUCAGGACUAGCCUGCACAGGCAGAAACUCAAGCAAGUCGAAUGCGUUAACGUCUAGAGCUCCUUCGUCUCGUUCUGCCGAAUACCGUGUUGCUGACGUGUCUCGCUGUCGGUCUAAUCGCGUGAUUACACGUGCUGCAGCGUCCUCCUCUUCUUCCUCGACCUCCGUGUCCGCCGCUGAUGUUUCUGCACCUAUUACUCUCACGUACCUCGAAGGCAACAGCUGGCUGUGGUCAGUGGACGGAGUGAAAGUGCUCGUCGAUCCAAUCAUCGAGGGUCCUCUAGAUUUCGGUAUCCCGUGGCUCUAUACGGGGUACAAAAAAGUGCUCAAGUCGCUCUCGCUGGAUGACGUCAUCGAUGCUGACGUGGUGCUUAUAACCCAAUCGUUGGACGAUCACAUGCACGUGCGGACGCUCAAGGCGCUGGCAGCCAGACGGCCGGACGUCCCUGUGAUCGCCACUCCCAAUGGAAAAGCGUUUCUGGACUCCCUGUUCUCCAAUGUGACAUACAUAGAGCCCGGUUCCUCCACCUCCUUCACUUCCUCCAAAGGAGCCCGACUGUCAGUCAAGGCUGUGCCUGGGCCUGUGCUGGGUCCACCCUGGCAGCGACCAGAAAACGGGUACAUCGUUCGGGGGGAGGCAUCAGGCGCCUCUAUUUAUAUUGAGCCACACUGUGUGUUUAACGAGGCAGCCCUUAAGGAGGGCGGUGAGCGAGUGGAUGUGCUGGUGACACCGGUGGUGAAACAGGAGUUACCUGGUUACACCCUCGUGUCAGGGCAGGAGGAUGCUGUGAGGCUGGCUAAGGUAGUGGGCGCCAGAUAUGUGGCCCCUAUGGCUAAUGCUGACGUGGAUGCGUCAGGGAUAUUGAGUGCUCUUGUAACUCCUAACGGCACACUCAGUUCAUUCAAGGAGAUUCUUCGCUCAGAGGAUGGAAUUAAUGUGGAGGUGCUGCAGAUUGUACCUGGCCAAGCUCUACACUCGGUGCGCCGCUUAUACGAGAACAUCGUGCCGUCCCAUACGGUGUACGACGUGGAGUCACCGGAGCACGUGAUUCGCCGGUUCAGCCACGAUGGGCAGUACCUCAUUUGCUUCUCCUGCAACGGCUUUGAGCUCAUUGUCUACCGCUUUCACUGGUUCAAGUACGGGGCGCAGGGGGCAGCGGGAGUCGCAGAAGCAGAGGAAGACGACCACCUGCCAGCAGCUUCUAGGAAGUUUCCGAGCUACUUUGAGCAGCUGUACUGCGCGCCACUGGGGCGGGGCAGCGAGGUGCUGUGCAAGGACCUCUUCCUCUGCUGCCAGGGAUCUGCCUUGGGCGUGUUUGCGUCUGCUACUCCUGCGGAUUUAGCCUCUCCUCCUAGAGUCGGGGCAGUCAAAGGGGUGCCUGCUAUGGAAAGCAUCACUCUACACCUCGUCAGGCUGUGUGAUGGCAAGGUGGUGGACAGGCGUGUGUUCCGAGAUGACUACAUCAACCUCACCCACAACGGAGGGGCGUUUCUGUACGACGACCUGCUGUCCGUGCUCAGCAUCCGCUUCCAGAGAAUACACUUGUUCCAGCAUCCGCUUCCAACGAAUCCACCUCUUUCAGAUAGUGGAGGCAGCAGAGCGGUUUGUGGAUGUGCAGGUGGUGGGGCCGUUUGGGUGUGUGACGAUGAUGAGCUGCUGCUGCAGUCGCAUUUUCAUGAGGAGUGGCGCUUCCAGCGGCAUUUGGCUGAGCUGAGGAGUGGUGCUUCCCUUUUCCCCGCCCCUCUUCCCCCUCCCUUACCACAGAUAGUGGAGGCAGCAGAGCGGUUUGUAGACGUGCAAGUUAUUGGGCCAUUUGGAUGUGACGAUGAUGAACUGCUGCUGCAGUCGCAUUUCCACGAGGAGUGGCGCUUUCAGCGGCAUUUGGCUGAGCUGAGGAGGAGGCAGGCCAUGGGAAGGAGGGGAGGGGGUGGUGAGGGGAGUGGAGGUGUGGGAGGUGAGGAGGGGAGUGGAGGUGUGGGAGGUGAGGAGGUGAUUAGUGAGGGGGUUGUGGCGGGGUAUUCGGAAGAGGAUGAGGAGGGGGAGGAGGAGGGGGAGGAAGGGGACGGCAGGGGGGAGGGAGAUGGAAGGGGAGGGCGGGAGGGGGGAGAUGGAGAGGAAAGGGGAGGGGGAUUGGGAGGAGCGAGGGGAGGAGGUGAAAGAGGGGAGGGAGAGAGGGUGGGUGAUGCAGAGAGGAAAGGCAGCACUAAGGUUUUAGAGGGAAGGGCUGAUGAAGGUAGAACGAGGGAAGAGGAGGGGAGGGAGGCGGAUGAGAGGAGUCAGGGUGAGGGGAGUAGGGGGGAGGGAAGUAGGGGGGAGGGGAGUAGGGGGGAGGGAAGUAGGGGGGAGGGGAGUAGGGGGGAGGGAAUUAGGGGGGAGGGGAGUAGGGGGGAGGGAAGUAGGGGGGACGGGAGUAGGGGGGAGGGAAGCAGGGGUGAGGGGAGCAGGGGUGAGGGGAGCAGGGGUGAGGGGGUCGAGAGGGGUACGGGACAGGAGAGGAAGCGGAAAGAGACGCAAGGGCUGGGAGGAGGGUAUAUGGAUGGGAGGCAGGACGAGCAGGGUGUAAAGAGGCCGAGAUUGAGACUGGAAAGCGUGAGGGAGGAGGGGGUGGAGGGGCAUGGGGGAGAGGAUGGGGUGGAAGGCCAUAGAAGAAGAGAGGAAGCGGGGGAAGGAGGAGGGGGAGGAAGCGGGGGAGUGAGAGGAGAGAGAGGAGAGGGAGGAGAGGCAAAGAUUGGAUUGGUAAGAGAGGGAAAAGGGGAAGGAGGAGGAGGUGGGGAAGGAGGAGAAGGGGAAGAAGUAAAGAGAUGUGAAAGAGGUACAGGGGCCACUGAAGGUAACGAGGGAGCUAUUGGAGUGAGAGGAGAAAGCGGAGGAGGAGGAGGUGGGGAAGGGGGCGAGGCAAUGGGUCACAGAAGUGACAGAGGGAAGGAAACGGGAGGAGGAGAAAGCGGAGGAGAAAGAGGAGGAGCAAGAGGAGGAGCGGGGGGAAUGGGAGGGGUAGCGAUGUAUGAGAGGAGGUAUGGGGGGGAGGAUGGGCGGUUGUUAGAGCCGUGCACAGCCAUGGGUCCCCCUGGUGGGGGAAGAGAGGGGAGAAGAGAGGGAGGAGCAGGAGCAGGAGCAGGAGCAGGAGCAGGAGCAGGAGCAGGAGGAGCAGGAGCGGGAGGAGCAGGGGGAGGGAGGGGUGGGGAUGUGUGGAUGCAAGGGGGGGCUGCUGCUCACAGCCUUACCAUGUCUACCUUUGGCUCUAGCCUCUUUAGCCUCUCGUAUGGGCCUGACGGACAGGCAUCGUUUCGGUCGCAGUCGCAGACCGCCUCGCACACUCACUCUCACUCCCACACUCUCUCGCACACCCACUCUCACUCACACUCGCAUGCCCACUCGCGCGGACAUUCCCACGCUCACUCCCACUCGCACGAUCGUGCGAGCGGGGGGAUGGGGCAUGGAGGGACAAGUUCAGCAGGAGCAGCAAGAGGGGGCCUUCCGUUCUUCUUUGGAGCAAUGGGUGCAGCAGCAGGGGGGAGGGGCGGGAGGGGAGGCACUGGGGAGGGGGGAGAGAGGGGGGUGAGUGGUAGGACGCUUGGGUCUAGGAGUCAGGGAGAGGGGAGGGAGAGAGGGAUAGGGGGAGGGGGAUCUGAGAGGGAGAGAGGGGGCAGGGAGAGGGGCAGUAGGAGACGACGUAGCAGACAGACGGGGGAGGGCGGCGGCGGGUCAGGAACGGGCGGCGGUGGGGCGGCGAGGUAUGUUGUUAGUGACAGGGGGAAUUUGGAGGCGAUUACGAGGCAGCAACUGGGGGGAGGAGCGGGGGGAAGGGGGAGAGAGGGCGUGGGGGGAGCAGCAGGGGGAGGAGCAGCCGCAGGAGGAGGGGCAGGGGGAGAAGGAGAGGCAGGGAGAGUAGGAGGAGCAGCGGCAGCAGGAGCAGGGAGAGGGGUGGGGGGAGGAGUGGGAGCAGCGGAACUGGCAGGGGAAGGAGGAGAUGGGGGUGCGCAUGGGCAUGGGCAUGGGCAUGGGCAUGGGCAUGGGCAUGGGCAUAGGGAUGGGGAUGGGGAUGGCCUAGAAGGUGGACGAACAGAUGGUGCUGCUGGUGGGGGGGGGGGUGUAUCUGCUCCCAUGCCUGGGGAUGCUGCUGCCAGUGGUGCUGGGAGAUUAGGAGGUGUGCCAGGAGAAGGAGCAGGAGGAGCGGGAGGAACGGGAGGAGUGGGAGGAGCGGGAGGAAGAGGAGGAGGGGGAAGAGGGGGAGGAGCGGGAGGAGGGGGGAGAGCAGGGGCGGCAGGGGGAGGUGGGUUCGGGGGAGCUCUAGCCGGGCUAGAGAGGGAAGGAGGGGGAAGGGAGGCCAGUGGGUGGGGUGACGGGAGGUGGAUGUUGGGGGGUGAAGGGGAGGAGGCGGGCAUGAGGGGCAUGGGCGAUUUGGGAAUGUUGGGAGGGGGGAUGGUGAAUGCUGGGGGGCUGUUAACAGGGGGUGGUUUGCUGAGUGUGCUGAUGCAGCGGCUGCUGGUGCAUGUGUAUGAGUGCCACCUGGGGGAUGCAGUGGGGUCGAGUGCGGUGGGGUCUGGCUCAGCUGUUGGACCGCUGUCAUCUGCUCAUCCGCCUGGGAUGGGAUGGGAAGCAACGAGGGUGUGGUGCUGCGAGCAUCUGACAGCUCCCAUCAAGUCGUUGCGCUUUCUUUCAUCCUCCUAUUCUGUGUUUCACCCCAUGCCAGGCGCAGCUGUUGGACCGCUGCCAUCUGCUCAUCCGCCUGGGCAGCACGGAAGGGGUGGUGCUGCGAGCAUCCGACAGCUCCCACCAGAACUCCUUCUUUACCGUUUACAACUUUGUCACAACGAGAGUGCUCUGCUUCUAUCAGGUGAGUGCUCCGCCAGUAGAAGGUCAGUGGACAGAACAGCAGUGAGUGAGUCAACCCAUUCAAUCAAGCCAAGAGCAUCUGACAGCUCCCACCAGAACUCUUUCUUUACUGUCUACAACUUCGUGACCACCAGGGUGCUCUGCUUCUAUCAGAACUCCUUCACCGUUUACAACUUCGUCACAACGCGGGUGCUCUGCUUCUAUCAGAACUCGUCAGAGGACUUUCUCUCUGCGUUUGAGCACUUCUGUGACCACUUUCGAGCGCCGCCGCGGUCCCCGGCGGGGUUUUCAUUCAUCAGCAGCUGCGCCAACAACGUGUUUUCCCGAGAGGCGUUCAAGAAGCAGAAGGCAGCACUUGUGACAUGCAAGGGAGGGUCACAGACGCAGGCAAUCAAGCGAAUGCUGGGUGCUCUUCCCUACAGUGCAAUGAAUCGACACUCAUUUGGGUCAUCUGGUCCCGUGCUUAUCAUCCAUGUGUCCUUUCUGGCUCUGCAGGCAAUCAAGCGAAUGCUGGCUGCUCUUCCCUACAGUGCACAGACCUACUCCCCAUCUCCCUACUUCGACCAGUCGCUCUUUCAUUUUGAUGAAAAGGUGAGGGUCAGCAUUGGAGGGUGGGUUCAAUUCUCUUUGUACAGUAACCCUCACUAG
Molecule: messenger RNA, 5580 nt
Organism: Closterium sp. Naga37s-1
Lineage: Eukaryota; Viridiplantae; Streptophyta; Zygnematophyceae; Desmidiales; Closteriaceae
Source: the annotation of a GenBank genome assembly